AAUGAGAAGGGCUCUAAUGGAGCUAAAGAAGUGUUUAACAACAUCAGACAGAGGGCAGCAGUGUGUGGCAGUAGAUAUUCUUUUAACUGACUGUCGUCAUGUGCAAUAUGACGAAACCGACGGAAAUGGUUGCAUCAUAGCUAUAUCAACUAUUCGAUUGCAGAGUCAAUGGUCCGUUCAGGAUUGCAUUAAUAGAUUUGUUGCUUUGCUUAGUUUUUCGGAUGGUGGGCUGUCAAUACCGACUUAUUUUGCGUCUUUGGUAACGGGAAAAUGGCCGUUUAUGGAUGUCAUUUGUCAAAUAUAUGGAACUUUACAUCAUGUUUUUGCGACAAGUAUGGUUUUACUCUUAGUUAUGGGUUGCUGUGAGAGACUAGAUCUAAUAGCAAGAAUUCGGUCUCUAAGCUUAUUCUUAAAAACAAAUGCAACAAAUGUGGAUAUCGAUGAUGUUGUCAAAAUUUCCAAACAACUACGAAAUCAAUACGAAUUAACUAUUCGUAAGCCUAUAACUAGUCAACCAAUUAUAGAAAUGGCUCUUCCUUUACGAUUGAGAAAUAAAGAGAGAUUGGAAUGUUUUUUAGAGGAAUACGAAGGACGACUCUUAACGGCUUUUGUAAAUGACGUCUUUACGGCAAAUACAACUUUUGAAGCUAAUAAAUCUAGUCAAAAUUUAAUUGAUGUUCUAUUAGAUGACAAACAAAUUCAAGAUUACCGUGAUCUUUUAAUCUGGCAAUGUAGGUACUACAAACGAAAUCAUUUGUUAGCUUUCUUGAGUAAGGCUCUGUCUUUUAUGGCAGACUCUUCUCUACCAUUGGCUUACGUUGUCUCUGUAAUUAUUAAUCCUAAACGCUCCUAUCAAGAGGCUAAUAGAAGGAAUUUUAGGGAAGAUGAGAUUAAAUGUUGUGAUGAUGAGGAUGAGCCAUAUCAGUCACAAAUUACUAGAGUAUAA
Messenger RNA from Dimorphilus gyrociliatus, 946 nucleotides. The record is from the annotation of a GenBank genome assembly. NCBI's taxonomy places the organism in Eukaryota, Metazoa, Annelida, Polychaeta, Dinophilidae.